GAUUAUUACGCCUGCAGUGUUCAGCAAUGGCUGACAGCACGGAUGAAACAGUACUAGCAGCUUCUAAACAAGAGGAAAUUUACAACUAUCGAAGGAGGAUUAAACGCUCUCCUGAGGAAGAGGCGAGAUUAGAAAAAGAGCAUUUUUGGAAUAUCAUUAAUGCGUUUAAAUAUUACAGAAUUCAUGUUCAUGAACGCGUGAAUCGAGCCGAGAGGCAUUUCCGAUGCCUUCCAGAUCAUCACCAAAAGCUUCUGACAAACUUCCUUCCCAACCUGUCUAAAAUCCGCUACUGUAUUGACCGAAACCAGGAGGUGCUGCAGGCCAUAGUGCACAACUGCAUCUAUAUGUUUGAGAACAUGGAAUAUGGAGAGGAUAACUUUUCCAAAGAGGACCCAAGAAAGGUACGGCCUGCCUCGACUUUUGACAUGGACAAGCUGAAGUCUACCAUUAAGCAGUUUGUACGGGACUGGAGUGAAGCAGGGAAAGCUGAAAGGGAUACCUGCUAUAAACCUCUCGUAGAUGAAAUCCAGAGGCUUUUCCCACCUGACCAAUGUGAUGUUUCUCAAAUCAGAGUGUUGGUGCCAGGAGCAGGUCUGGGUCGGCUGGCAUGGGAGAUUGCUAAUCUGGGUUAUUCGUGCCAAGGGAACGAGUGGAGCUUCUACAUGCUCUUUUCCUCUAAUUUUGUUCUGAAUAGGUGUGAUGGAGAGAAUACUUUGACUGUGUAUCCCUGGAUUCACCAGUUUAGUAAUAAUAAAAAGGCCUCGGAUCAGACGAGACCCGUGUCUUUCCCAGAUGUCAACCCCCAGAGUCUUCCGCCAGACUCUGACUUCUCUAUGGUAGCUGGAGACUUCCAGGAAGUAUACACUGAUCCAGAUAUUUGGGAUUGUGUUGCCACAUGUUUCUUCAUUGACACUGCCCACAAUGUUCUUGAUUACAUUGAAACCAUCUGGAAUAUUCUAAAACCUGGUGGUGUCUGGAUGAAUUUGGGUCCGCUGCUCUACCACUUUGAGAAUAUGGCCAAUGAAUUGUCCAUUGAGCUAAGCUAUGAGGAUAUAAAGGCUGCAAUUUUAAAAUAUGGAUUUGUUCUGGAGUUGGAAAAAGAGUCUGUGGCCAGCACAUACACAGAGAACGAUCGCUCCAUGCUCAAGUACCUUUAUGACUGUGUCUUUUUUGUCGUUCGGAAACCAGCAGAUCAGUUGAUCAAUGGAGAUAAGACACCUACAGAUGACCAGACUGAAGAUUGUUUACACACAGGAAGCACAGAGAAGAAUACAACAUUAAGCUGAGAAGACUGAAACUUUGUAUUAAUUGUUGACCCGUGGUCUUAUAAUAAACUGUAAAAUGUAUUUUUUUUAACCAUGAAUGCCAGCAUUAUAGCAAAAUCCUGGUAACCGAACAAGAUUGGAGUUUUAAUGUAUAUGGAAUUAUUUCACAUAUUUACCAAAAAUAUUUGUCAGUGUCUCACUUUGCAUUGUUCUCAGGUUUUGGGUGCUGCUUUACAUCCCACAAAUGAUACAUCUAACUUUUUACAUUUCAGUGUUUUCAUAAAGAGACAUUUCACUCAACAUUAAAGUUAUUUAUUAAUUAGUCUCCAUCAUGUAAUUCCAAACUUGUAUGGCUUACUGUUUUCUGCUGAUCAGAAGAUGAACAUUAACCCCCAAACCACAGAGACAUUUCUCGAAAUAUAUUUUGUGUUGUGCAGAAGAAAGUCAGUGUGGGGCAAAAACGUGAGGCUGAAUAAAGGUUGAUAUAAUUUUUAUUAUUGCGUGAACUAUGCCUUUAAGCUUAUUUACAUUAUUACAGAUUUCCUUUAAUAACUCCAUCCUCUCUGAGGGACUUUGUUGGCUAUUAAAAUUGUAACAGUUGGUAGCAAUGAAAUAAGUUGUUUUAAACUUAACAGUUUGUGAUUAUGGUGUGCAUAUGAUGCAAUAAAAUUGU
Paramisgurnus dabryanus is the source of this 1938-nucleotide messenger RNA. RefSeq names its product carnosine N-methyltransferase 1 (gene carnmt1). NCBI's taxonomy places the organism in Eukaryota, Metazoa, Chordata, Actinopteri, Cypriniformes, Cobitidae. Gene Ontology annotation, molecular function: carnosine N-methyltransferase activity. The record is from RefSeq and is a predicted model, not a curated record. Gene Ontology annotation, biological process: carnosine metabolic process. Gene Ontology annotation, cellular component: nucleus; cytosol.